Molecule: messenger RNA, 2250 nt
Organism: Talaromyces proteolyticus
Lineage: Eukaryota; Fungi; Ascomycota; Eurotiomycetes; Eurotiales; Trichocomaceae
Exons: 2
Coding region: 1-2250 (749 amino acids)
Source: RefSeq, a predicted model, not a curated record
AUGCCAGAUCUUGGAAAAUUCCCUGCAUUGCGGCGUAGGAGGAAGGAUAAGCGCGAAGACCAACAGACUCCCAAUAAAGAGAGUAGCACUACAUCCGUUACUCAAGUUAAUGUCAAUUCGAUGCUCAAUCAGCCAUCCGACCAGCCGCAGCAUUAUACUUCUGACAAACUUGCUGCCCAGGAUGCGACAUGGCCUGCAGCGACUCAACAGAAACUGGCUCAAGCCGCAUCAGAGUAUCUCAGCAAGGACCCUACGAACGAUAAGGGGCAAUGUUCUUCUGAUUCUUUGAUGCUACUAUUACGAAACAACCCUACGUAUCCAGAUCUAUGUGCACAAUUGGAAUCUCGAGGAUUUGUUCUAGAUAGACAAGCCCUGGCCAGAUCUCUUCUCGCAGCGGUACCGGCGCUUAUCAGUAACAACACUGCUUCGCAAGAGCCAAAGAAUGGGGAAGCGAAUGGCAGCUUGACUUCUCAACAAGUGCAAAACUCGGAUCCUGGAGCCAUAGAAUCUAUGGCGCUACAAGCUACAAAACCAGCUCCAUCGUCUGCAGAAAAGGCUGCUUCGAAGCCCCAACCAAAGAAAAAUCCCGCACAUCCAAAGUCUCCUCGAAUAGAAAACAUGCCACAGCUUUCUACAGCAGAUGUUCUAUUUCUCGACGCGAAUGGUGGCUCGGCUUCUAUGUCCAUAGCGGACUUGGGGACAAAUGCGUCCGCCCUGCCUAAGAACAAACCUGCAUCGUUACGAAAAUCCCUAGCACAGCCUAUUCCCCCGCCAGUGCUUGGGCCAAAACAAGAGAAGGCGAGGAAGCGACUGUUUUCUGAGAUUGUCGACCUAUCGUUGCUGAGCAGUGACGAAGACGAUGAAGCAGAUGAACAGGAAGAACUAAGUGACGAAGAGACGGGUUCCCGCCUCUCUAAACAGGCUAGAAUAGAUCACGCCUCCAUUGAACAUGGCGGCUCCUCUGGCUUUGACCAGCCCAGCAUAGACAUUGGUGCACCCUCUCCCCGUCCAUUUGAAUCGGAGCGAUCCAAAUCCCCUACCGAUUCGCACAUGGAUGAGCCAGAGAUCGACUUUAACCCGGACGACGAGUUCUGCAUCAGAUCUAUCAAAGCUUUUAAGAAGAUCGCCAAGCCGAUAGAACCUUCAGCGGCUUUGGAACGAGUUUACUACAAUCCCAAAUCAGUGGCGCGAGAUAUCUUAAUCACGGCUGGACGGCACCCGUCGGAGCGUCCGCUGAACUACCACCUGAUAAAAUUCCCGGACAUAUUUGCGGGGAUUGGCAGCAAGACCGACCUGGGGACGUUUCGCUGGGACCUGGUCGACCCAGGGGGACCGGCCAUGCCUGUUGUCGAGCUGGAAGACAUCCUGGCCGAGCCUCCGCGUGUUCCUCGCAAACGGCGCCGCGAUAGGCAGUCACGUGAGAACACUGAUAAGGAGGGCCCCGCCUCGGACGCGCCUCACACUGAACUUGGUCCUGACUCUCUGUCUGUUACUACGACACCGCUAGUUCGAAAGACGAUGACUGGCACGCCCACUUCGGGGCCAGGGUCUGGUCGUCGCGGUCGGCCGCCCGGGUCGAAGAACAAGAAUCCAACCAAGGCGACUCUGAAAGCAGCCGCAAGGAGCGCUCAAGUUGCUGCCCCCGCUCGUCUCCCCAUCCCAGAUGCGCCGUAUCCGAUCUUUACAUGUGAGUGGGCUACGUGUCCCGCGCAACUCCAUGAUGUUCAUACGCUCGAGCGCCAUGUCGACAAGGCGCACGUCCCUGGACAGACGCGUUGUCAGUGGAGCCGCUGCCCGAACUCGGAUACCGAGUACGAUGGUGAAGACCUCAAAAAGCAUCUGCAUCAGGCGCAUGUCCAAGCACUGGCAUGGAAAUACGGGGAUGGACCGUCUGUGAACGGCACCGAUAUUCAGCUUGACCGAUACCUAAACGCUAAUGGAUCGAUCAUCACUCCGGAUGCGAAUAAAGCCGGAGAAAGCGAUUCCCUUAUUUUCCCCGUCGAACCGACGCCGAUCCGUGCCUUCAACAAAUUGCGUGGCAAUGACAUGCCGACACAGAAAGCACAGGAGGUACUCUUAGCAGUCCGAAGGCGCCGCAAGCAAGUUGGUAUCGGGCUUGAGCAGCAGGGAUGCGAAUUCUCCAAUCCAACACGCAACAAGGUAUUCGUAAACGACGAGGAGGUUUACCAGGUGGUGACGGAUGACGAGGAGGAUGCGGAUGAUUGGUUCCAACAAGGUGACUCGUCGUAA